This is a messenger RNA of Acanthochromis polyacanthus (spiny chromis), 2400 nucleotides long. RefSeq names its product NEDD4 family-interacting protein 1-like. Lineage: Eukaryota; Metazoa; Chordata; Actinopteri; Pomacentridae. Bases 165 to 821 code for a protein of 218 amino acids. Gene Ontology annotation, molecular function: WW domain binding. The record is from RefSeq and is a predicted model, not a curated record. Gene Ontology annotation, cellular component: perinuclear region of cytoplasm; endoplasmic reticulum; Golgi apparatus. Gene Ontology annotation, biological process: positive regulation of protein ubiquitination; metal ion transport; vacuolar transport. The transcript has 8 exons.
AGAAACGCUGUGUGUUCCGGACCAGGAGGGGGAGAAGGAAGGAGAUGGCCGACUAGGAGGCAGCUGUACAUUUGCUACUUCGUCGGCGAAAUACCUUUAAGAUUUGACAUUUUCACGGCUGAAGUGGGAAGAGGACGUUUCAGACACUUCGCUCUUCUUCCACAAUGGCAGAACAAAACAGCAACGUCAGAUAUCAGGAGCUGGUGAAUGAAGAGGAGCCAGCUCAGCCUUCCCAAGAGGGCCCUGCCCAGGACGCACCACCUCCCUACAGUAGCAUUGCUGCAGCAAAUGCAGCUUUCUUUGAGUACAAAGAAGAUGGAGGAAGAUUCCCCAACCCUCCAUCCUACAAUGUUGCCACCACUUUGCCCUCCUAUGAUGAAGCUGAGAGAAGCAAAGCAGAAGCUGCCAUCCCCCUGGUCACCGGAAGAGUCACGGAGGAAGACUUUGUGGCCAGAGAUGACUUUGAAGAUGUGGAUCAGCUGCGAAUAGGAAAUGACGGCAUCUUCAUGCUCACUUUCUUCAUGGCAUUCCUCUUCAACUGGAUUGGCUUCUUCUUGUCGUUCUGUUUGACCACAUCAGCCGCCGGGCGAUACGGCGCCAUCUCUGGCUUCGGCCUGUCUCUCAUCAAAUGGGUUCUCAUCGUCAGGUUUUCUACCUACUUCCCUGGUUACUUUGACGGGCAGUACUGGUUGUGGUGGGUCUUCCUGGCUCUGGGCUUCAUGCUGUUCAUCAGAGGAUUUGUUAACUACUCCAGAGUGCGCAAAUUGGCUGAUCCCACUUAUGCCACUCUUCCACGAACGAGGGUACUCUUCAUUUAUUAGAGGAUGAGGACGAAAAGGACAUGAAGAAGAUGAAGAGUUUAAAAUUGAAGACACUUGACCAGAAAUCGACAAGUUCUAGACGAUGACGACGACUCAAGACAAUAAAAUAUUCAGGAACUAUAUCACUUGUUUUAUUUUGUUUUGAAACUUUAUUAAUGGAAUUAAAAGUUAACAGUAAUAGUCCCUCAGUGUACUCAUUAGUGGCGAAUGUUAAGUGCUAUUUACAUCUGUCUGUAUGGAUUAGUAAUGCCUUAUAUCAUUUGAUGGUAGCAUAUGAGCAUGCAUCUGCCCUUAAAGUCAAUAAAUAGGGAGAGUUUGAUGUUGGUGACACUCGAAGCCAACUUUAGUACAACACUCUGUAGACUUGCCAUAGCAUGCAGCACACUUUGUAAUCUGCACUAGUCUCACUUCAUGGUUCUAUUAGGCUGUUUUUAGAUACUGCUUACUUAAAAAGAAGCAAGCUUUCAUCAGCAAAAUGCUAAUAUCUGCAUUCCCACAUACUGUGUUUCACUCACCUGUUGGCUUUAAGAGGUGUUGCCAGUUUUUCCUGUAGCCAGGAGGGGGCAGUGUAGUCUGCAGCUUCUCAGUUAUUACUCAUUAAGGGCAUUUUCAUAGUAAAACAUGCUUGUAAUUCAAGCACAGUGUCGGUGGAACACAUCUAAAUUACAUCCAUGUGUCAGAGGUAACGAUUUGGCCUGUCAGAUGUUUUCUUGCACGUUAAAUCAGGUGAAACUAUCCAGCGUGGAAGCAGAAUUCAAGUUACAGAUAUGGUCUUAGAAGCAUUUUUAAACAAGCCACAGCCAGAAACUGGAUGACCACAAAUGUCAAGUGACAAACCCCAGAGCUGCUCUGUUGACAGCAAGACGACGCAGAAUGUUUGGACAGUGACGGCAGAGGACUCUGAUGAUAAGUCAAAUCAGAUCAAGUCACGAUGUUUUAUGGGUGUAUGAGCAUUUUGUGUUCCACGUCCUUAAUUUAAGACUUUCAUUCAUAGAUGUAACCGUGUGACCUCUGCGACUCCUCAGGGAGUCACUCGACAUCCCAUUCACUGUCAUUAGAGAAGCUGUGUGAAUAUAGAAGAGCGUGUUGGCUGUCUGGACUGCAGCUGUUAAUGAGCUCAGUCUGACAUUUGGAUCACAUUAUCUAAGAGCAUAAAAAUAACUUAGAUUCCUCUUCCAGGUGGGUUUUUGCCUUAAGAUUUAAUUAAUCUGGAAAGUGUUUUUUUUUUUUGUAAGAAAUUCUUCAUCCUGUGUAAGACGUUAGCUAUCUUGCUGGUAUCAGUUCUAUCAAAGAUUGUUGUAUGCAGGUGCACUUUUAGAAACAUAACCAGUAAAACCCAGAGGAUGUUCCAUCAUUAUAUUCAGUCACAGACACAUAAAACAACAAAGUGGAGCAGGAUGUUUGUUUCAUAUUAAUAGCAAAUUGAAUCAUCAGUUAACUUCAUAUUUCCGCCAUGGCUUUGAUUACAGACCAAUUAUGCUUAUUUCUAUGUGAUGUAGAGCUGCAGCCUUUUGGGGUUUUGUUGUUAUGAAAUUGUACAGAAAAUGUUUAGUGUUCAAUAAAUGUCACUUUCAAUGCG